AUGAUUCGCAGUCCACCUAUCGUUAGCUAUUUUUAUUUAUGGGGUUACUUGAUUAUAUUCAUUCUUGGUUUUACUGGUAAUAUUGCUAGUCUCUUGACUUUUAUCCAACCUACAUUAAGAAAUGUUUCGACUGGUACACUUUUCAUUGUCUUAGCCAUCUCAGAUACACUAUUUUUGUUUGCAUCGAUUUUUGAUUUCAUUGAUUUUGGUUUACAGAUACCUCUUAAUGGACGUCUAAACUAUGAUAUUUUAUGUCGUUAUCGAAUAUUUAUUAUUUCUAUGACUCAAAUUUGUUCAGCAUGGAUACUUGUUAUUAUUUCAAUUGAUCGUUGGAUUCGUGCACGGUUUCCAUAUAAAUCAAUCACACUUUGUACUCCAAAGAAAGCUUUAAUUGUUGUUGUAAUCUUAGUAUUUUUUGAUGCCAUCAUUCAUUCACCGAUGUUAACCCCAUUAUUUGGAAUGUUAUUACCGGGUGUAGCAAUUGUAGCCUGUGGUCCAAAUGUAAAACAAAAAAUUUAUCUAAAUUUCUAUUAUUAUAUAUGGACCAUUGUACAAAUAUUUAUUAAUUGUCUCAUUCCUGUUGUAUUAAUGUUACUUAUUCUUCUUGAUAUGUUUAUUAAUAUACGUGUACGGAAGCGAGCUCUUAGUCAACAAAUAAAAUUUCAAAAUCAAACAAGAAAUCGUAGUAGAAGUUUUCAAAAAGAAUUGUUUUUAUUAAUGCUUUCAAGUAUUAUUAUAUUUUUAACAACAACUCUUCCAAUAGCAAUCUAUCGUAUUGUAUUUCCAAAACAAGUGUUAACUAUGAAAGUUGAAGAAUAUGGAUCAGUUAUGAGUAUAUCAGCAGGUUUAACGUGUUUUUGGAGUUUUAAUUAUGCCAUAAAUUUUUAUAUUCAUUGUUUAACAUCAAAAUUAUUUCGAAAAGAAUUUAGAGAAUUAAUAAAAUUUAUUUCAAAAAAAAAUCAUUCAACAGUUGUACAAAUCAUUUAUACUAACACAACACAUUUCACUGCAAAACGACAACAAUAA
This is a messenger RNA of Rotaria sp. Silwood1, 1026 nucleotides long. Lineage: Eukaryota; Metazoa; Rotifera; Eurotatoria; Philodinida; Philodinidae. The record is from the annotation of a GenBank genome assembly.